AAAAAGGAACACAUUUGAAAUUGUCCUGCUAACUCUAUGUCUCUUGGUCUUGCAGGUUACUAACAAAAUGAAUGUCUCUGAGUCAGAGUCCAGCUUUGCUUUUGUAAGAGAAUUUACACUCUUAGGUUUUACUUGUGAGUGGAAGAUUCAGACCCUUCUCUUCUCACUCUUCACUACAAUAUAUGUUCUGACUGUAACAGGGAAUGGGGUCAUUGUAUGUGCGCUGUGGUGUGACCACCGACUCCACACACCCAUGUACAUGUUCCUGGGAAAUUUCUCCUUUCUAGAGAUCUGGUAUGUCUCUUCUACAGUGCCCAAGAUGUUGAUCAACUUCCUCUCAGAGACAAAAACCAUAUCUUUUGUGGGAUGUUUCCUCCAGUUUUACUUCUUUUUCUCUUUGGGGACAUCUGAAUGCUUUCUUUUGACCAUCAUGGCCUUUGAUCGGUACCUUGCUAUCUGCUGUCCUUUGCACUACCCUAAUGUAAUGACUGGGCAUCUCUGUAUCAAGCUGGUCAUUAUCUGCUGGGUUUGUGGAUUUCUGUGGUUCUUGAUCCCCAUUGUUCUCAUCUCUCAAAUGCCCUUCUGUGGCCCAUAUAUUAUUGAUCAUGUUGUGUGUGACCCAGGGCCACUAUUUGCAUUGCUGUGUGCCUCUGCCCCAACAGUCCAGCAGCUUUGCUACACUCUCAGCUCAUUGGUUAUCUUUGGAAACUUCCUUUUCAUUCUUGGGUCCUACACUCUUGUCUUAUUAGCUGUGUUGCGUAUGCCUUCUGCCACUGGGAGACAUAAAGCCUUCUCCACGUGUGGGUCUCAUUUGACUGUGGUAUCGCUAUUCUAUGGAUCACUGAUGACCAUGUAUGUGAGCCCAGGACUUGGACAUUCUGUCAGGAUGCAGAAAAUUGCAACCUUGUUCUAUGCUAUGGUGACACCAUUCUUCAACCCCCUGAUCUAUAGCCUCCGGAACAAGGAGAUAAAGGCAGCCCUGAGGAAAGUUCUGGGGGAACUUCAACAUAGUUAA
This is a messenger RNA of Erinaceus europaeus (western European hedgehog), 1015 nucleotides long. RefSeq names its product olfactory receptor 11H12-like. Gene Ontology annotation, cellular component: membrane. Gene Ontology annotation, molecular function: G protein-coupled receptor activity; olfactory receptor activity. The coding region runs from base 68 to 1015 and encodes 315 amino acids. NCBI's taxonomy places the organism in Eukaryota, Metazoa, Chordata, Mammalia, Eulipotyphla, Erinaceidae. Gene Ontology annotation, biological process: G protein-coupled receptor signaling pathway. The record is from RefSeq and is a predicted model, not a curated record. The transcript has a single exon.